Molecule: messenger RNA, 376 nt
Organism: Vombatus ursinus (common wombat)
Lineage: Eukaryota; Metazoa; Chordata; Mammalia; Diprotodontia; Vombatidae
Product: C-X-C motif chemokine 10-like
Exons: 4
Coding region: 19-303 (94 amino acids)
Biological process (GO): immune response
Cellular component (GO): extracellular region
Molecular function (GO): chemokine activity
Source: RefSeq, a predicted model, not a curated record
UCAUCCAACCUUGUUACCAUGAACCGAAGUGUUAUCUUCCUCCUCUGCAACACCCUGCUAGCUUUGACUAGGGCUCAAGCACCCUCACCACCCACAACCACCAGCUGUCGCUGCCCACAAGUUAAUAAGAGUAUCUCCAGCCUAAAACCUUUUGAGAAACUUGAUGUGAUUCUCCCCAGUUCUCUAUGUCCACGCCCUGAGAUCGUAGGCAUAGUGAAGGAUACCAAGGAACAAGUAUGUCUGAAUUCAGAUACCCCAACCAUGAAGGUUGUACUGAAAACAAUUAGAAGGACAAGGUCUUAAACAUCUCCUGUCAACAACUGAAGACACAUACUCUGCAUGUGGUUGGCAAGGUUUAACCAGGAUGAAGCCCUCC